This is a messenger RNA of Gadus morhua (Atlantic cod), 3395 nucleotides long. It is a transcript of the gene reeld1, whose product is annotated as reeler domain containing 1. NCBI's taxonomy places the organism in Eukaryota, Metazoa, Chordata, Actinopteri, Gadiformes, Gadidae. Bases 1 to 3138 code for a protein of 1045 amino acids. The record is from RefSeq and is a predicted model, not a curated record. Gene Ontology annotation, cellular component: membrane. The transcript is spliced from 4 exons.
AUGAAACCUUUCCUUCCUGCAGCAUCAUGUAUCUGGGUGGGGGUGGCCUUAUGUUUGGCCACGCCCACCCUCGCAUUUUCCCAUGGUGCAGGCCACGCCUCCUGCCAGGGAAUGAGGCCGGGUCACAUCCGUGCUCAGCCCCAGGAGCAGCAGCACAGCCACGUUAUCCUGCGGACGUCUGCCUCCUACUACCUGCCAGGCCAGCUAGCCCGAGGUGCCGGGGGGCCAGAGGGGGGGUCCCGGCUGGGAAUGAGUGGCUCCUGGUCCCUCACCCCCCCUGGGACGCACACCUUGGGGUGCUUCAGCCCCGGCGACAGCCUCACCCACUCAGACAAACAGCUGAAGAGGAACCUGUCCUUUGUUUGGAGAGCUCCAGACCACCCCCUGGGCGACAUCCAGUUCUAUAUCACAGUGGUACAGUCCUACUUUAUCUACUGGGCAGGGAUUAAGUCUCCAGUGGUGCAUGAUGGGAACAGAAGUUUCCAGAAUAGCAGUGACACCAUAAUGUCGAAUAGAAGCAGGCCACUGUCUGAACUACUGGAAGAGGAACAUCCUGUUCCAGGUGAGUACACACACAGACACACACACACACACACACACACACACACACACACCAAUACCACACCUAGCCAAACCAACAUCCCCACACCUAGCCAAACCAACAUCACCACACCUAGCCAAACUACUACCACGCCUAGCCAAACCAACAUCACCAUACCUAGCCAAACCAAUACCACACCUAGCCAAGCCAACAUCACCACACCUAACCAAACUAACAUCACCACACCUAACCAAACCAACAUCACCACACCUAACCAAACCAACAUCACCACACCUAACCAAACCAACAUCACCACACCUAACCAAACCAACAUCACCACACCUAGCCAAACCAAUACCACACCUAGCCAAACCAACAUCACCACACCAAGCCAAACUACUACCACACCUAGCCAAACCAACAUCACCAUACCUAGCCAAACCAACAUCACCACACCUAGCCAAACCAACAUCACCACACCUAGCCAAACCAACAUCACCACAUCUAGCCAAACCAACAUCACCACACCUAGCCAAACCAACAUCACCACACCUAGCCAAACCAACAUCACCACACCUAGCCAAACCAACAUCACCACACCUAACCAAACCAACAUCACCACACCUAGCCAAACCAAGAUCACCACACCUAACCAAAUCACUACCACACUGAGCCAAACCAACAUCACCACACCUAGCCAAACCAACAUCACCACACCUAACCAAACCAACAUCACCACGCCUAGCCAAACCAACAUCACCACGCCUAGCCAAACCAAUUCCACAACACGUAGCCAAAGCAACAUUUCCACACCUAGCCAGACCAACAUCGCACCUAGCCAAACCAAAAUCACAGCACCUAACCAAACCAACAUCACCACGCCUAGCCAAACCAACGUCACAACACGUAGCCAAAGCAACAUUUCCACACCUAGCCAAACCAACAUCACCACACCUAGUCAAACCAACAUCACCACACCUAACCAAACCAACACCACCACACCUAACCAAACCAAUAUCACCACACCUAGCCAAACCAACAUUACCACUCCUAGCCAAACCAUCAGCACAUCAAGCCACACCAACAUCAUCACACCUAGACAAUCCAGCAUCACCACACCAAGCCAAACCAUCACAGCACCAAGUCAAACUACCUCCACUCCCCUCAGCCAAACCAGCAUAGCCACCAAAUCUAGCCAAACAAACACAACAUCUUGCAUUACUACCAAUUCAGCUAAACGAACAAACACCACACCUAGCCAAACCACCAUAACACCUAGCCAAACUACCCCCAACACACAAAGCCAAACCACCACAGCACCGAGCCGAAACAGCACCACACCUAGCCAAACCUCUCCGACCCAAAUUAAUCCGAUAAUAACUAACUGGGGCAAUCCCCAAACCAGAACAAAUCCACCAAAACUUCCGCCAAUCCCCAGACAUCACCAUAUUCAGGCAAUAACCUCCAAGCUGAAUGUUCUGGUGGAGCCCAUCCCAGAGAGUCCUUCGACAAUACUCCCACAUUACCCAAAUGUACUUCAGCGUUCUUCAGCCCAACUCAGCUCUGACCUUUCUCACACAAGCCAACCCAUAAGGAAACUACCUGAGCCUGGAUCCCUGGACCACAUGAACCCAUCCCAACCUCAGCCAGGCAGACCAAGCACUGCAAGUGGAGCCGACAUCCAGCCCCCGGAGAUCACUGGGACGGGCUCACAACAAACACCCCUGAACUCCAAACCUGCGGGGUCUGACACUCUCCAUGGUGAUGUUACAGCAGAACCAAUCGGAUCCAAGAAGCAAGAGUUGGCUCCUGCCAUCGCUGCUGUAUCGCCUCUUCCCUCCUUCACUAGUCCCUCAUCCCUUCCUGUCUCGCCUUCUCUCGAUCCAGACAAAGUAUUGUCGCCAAAUUCCUCUUCCUUUCCAAACAAUCAGGUCACCUCUCCAGCGGACCUUCUCCCGCUCCUCUCCCCUCACCCCCUGCCUCUUCCUCCUGGUUCAUCCCUCGCCUCCUCCUCCUCCUCCCCAGCAGCUCCUCCCUCCUCCUUUCCACCUUCAGAGCCGGCCCCUGCUCCUCUGCGAUUGCUCCCUCACCCUCUCAACCCUGUCCUCACCCCCUCGUCACCGCUCGACCCAGAUCAGAGGUCGCCAAUUCAGACACAAGCAUUCAACUCCCAGAAUCCCCUUCUCCCUGACUCAGGGGGAAAUCCAUCCGAAACCCGCUUAGGUCCAGAGUCCCUUCCAGACCCAGACCUCGAACCUCGACCAGACCCCCUGAAGCCCAAACCAUCAGCUCCAGAGAAGGAGGGGAAGACCCCGAGUACCAAGCCUGGAAACAGGAGCUGGGAGCUGGGCAUGCUCCUGGGCAGCUGGGCCGGGCUCGGGCUGGCUCUGGUCGUGGCCGUCCGAUGUGUUUACCAGCACUGGUGUGGGAAGCAGACAGAGCUAAGACUGAACACCAGAGAGAGAGAAUACGAGAGAGGAGAGAGAGGACUGAUCCACGUCCAGGAGUGUGGAGACCUUGUCAGAGUUCGCAGAAUCAGAGAAAACAGCUUUGUGCUCCUGGCUGAGUACGAUGUACGGACACCUGCUGAGCAUUGAUGGACACACAAUUACUGAUAGAGGUUAAGGCCAGGACAACCAAGUGAUGGUUACCUGGAGAGCAACAAACCUACCAGACACUUUUACUAAGAUCAAACUAGAUGUUUAGAGCAGGACCUCCAGGAGAUGGUUACCUGUAGAGUAGACUAACUUACCAGACACUUUUACUAUUUAACCUGAUUAAACUAGAUAUUUAGAACAGAACCUCCACAUGAUGGUUACCUGUCGAGUCUACUAAAUUGCCCGAAUCUCUAAUU